AUGUUCGAGCCCGUGCGAGGAGGCACACGCGGAGGCCAGGCGGAAUUCAAGUGGUCUGACGUCUCGGCAGACAAAGAUAGAGAGAACUACCUAGGACACAGCAUUAAUGCACCUACGGGACGGUGGCAAAAAAACAAGGACAUCCACUGGUAUAAUCGGGAGCUCCAGCAGACAGAUGCAGAAAGAGAGGAAGAGAUUCGAAGGGUAAAGGAGGCAGAGGCAGAGGCGCUAGCUGCAGCCCUGUGA
Molecule: messenger RNA, 246 nt
Organism: Laetiporus sulphureus 93-53
Lineage: Eukaryota; Fungi; Basidiomycota; Agaricomycetes; Polyporales; Laetiporaceae
Exons: 2
Coding region: 1-246 (81 amino acids)
Source: RefSeq, a predicted model, not a curated record